AAUAAUUUAUGUUUGUUAGACAUAUUGAACAGUUAGACAACAAUUUGGGCAAAGUUUUAUAUUGAAAAUGAGGAAGCAAUAAAUAAAUAAAAAUUUCAAAACAACUGGACUUUUAUAAGUUGGAAAAAAACGCUCAUUUCUUCCCAAACUCGCGUUUCCAAAUUCCAAUUGCCUUUCAUUGUUUUUCAGUAGAUAACGAGAAGCUUUUCCAUUGUUUGGAGAGAGAGAGAGAGCGGUUGAGGUUGAUGAUGCCUUGGGGUUUGGAUCUAUUCGACCCGAGGACCGCCGCAAUGGAGUCGGACUCAAGCUCGUCUCCGACCGGCGGCCGUGACCCGGACUUCGGGUUCGCCUUCAACGACAGCAAUUUCUCCGAUCGGCUCCUCCAAAUAGAGAUUGUCGCCGAUCCGCCCGACGGCCAAUCGGAACCGGAGGGCAGCCGGACCCUGGCUGAUUGGGCGGCGAGAAAGAGCAAACGACAACUUGAUGAGAAAAAGGGGAAUGACACGUGCCCCUCGUUUGCAGCAUUGGAUAUCAACAAUUGUCCUGAGGAGCAGAUCUUAGAUUCUCAGCAGCCAGAUGUCGAUGAUGGCAAUGACGGCAUUUGUGAUGAGAAUCACGAUGAAGAAGAGAUUCCCAUGAUAGAAGAUUCACCACCAGUAGACGAAUUUGCAAACAGUGAUGACACCACUUGUUAUGAAGACUGUGCAACAGUUUUAAGAGUUAAAACAUUGCAUAUUAGUUCUCCCAUCUUAGCAGCAAAGAGUCCCUUUUUUUAUAAGUUAUUCUCAAACGGUAUGAUGGAAUCAGAUCAGAGACAUGUAACUCUGAGAAUUAGUGCCUCGGAGGAAAAUGCUCUUAUGGAGCUCCUGAAUUUCAUGUAUAGCAAUACCUUGGCUGCCAAUACAACUACUGCUCUACUCGAUGUGCUCAUGGCUGCCGACAAAUUCGAGGUGGCUUCUUGCAUGAGAUAUUGCAGCCGCCGCCUAAGAAAUCUGCCUAUGACUCCCGAAUCUGCUUUACUCUAUCUGGAACUCCCGUCGAGCGUACUCAUGGCUGAUGCGGUUCAACCGUUGACCGAUGCAGCCAAACAGUUCCUAGCUGCUCGUUAUAAAGACGUGUCAAAGUACCAAGAUGAAAUAAUGAAACUCCCCCUUGCCGGAAUCGAAGCCAUCCUUGCCAGCAACGAUCUCCAGGUAGCCUCCGAGGAUGCCGUUUACGACCUCGCCCUCAAGUGGGCCCGCACCCACCACGCGGACCCCGACGAGCGCCGCACAAUCCUGUCCUCGCGCGUGGGCCCACACAUCCGAUUCCCCCACAUGACUUGCCGCAAGCUGAAAAAAGUCCUCGCCUGCCCCGACCUCGACCGUGACUACGCCACGCGUGUCGUCCUCGAAGCCCUCUUCUUCAAAUCCGAGCCCCCUCACCGGCAACGGGCCCUCGCCCUCCUCCCAGAACGGGCCUACAAGUACCGGCCCGUCAAGGUGGUCGAGCUCGACUCGCCACGUCAGCAGUGCGUGGUGUACCUGGACCUGACGCGUGGGGAGUGCGCUAGCCUGUUUCCCUCCGGGAGGGUUUAUUCGCAGGCGUUCCACUUGGGCGGGCAGGGGUUUUUUCUGUCCGCGCACUGCAACAUGGACCAGCAGGGCUCGUACCACUGUUUCGGGCUGUUUCUUGGGAUGCAAGAAAAAGGGUCCGUCACCUUCGCGGUCGAUUAUGAGUUUGCCGCCCGCUCGAGGCCCACGGAGGAUUAUGUGAGCAAGUACAAAGGGAAUUACACGUUUACGGGUGGUAAGGCUGUUGGGUACCGGAAUUUGUUUAGUGUGCCGUGGACUUCGUUCAUGGCGGAUGACAGUUUGUAUUUUAUUGGUGGGGUGCUGCAUUUGCGGGCCGAGCUUACCAUCAGGCACUGAUUUGUGUUUUUGAGUUGUUUUUUUGGUUUUCUUUUUGUGUAUUUUGGGGUUUUUAGCCGAUUUGUGGGAGUGUGACGUGCUGUAGAUAGUUGUACUUUUGGGAGAUGUGUUGUGAUUCGUGCGUGGACGUGAUUUUUGUUAACCCACUGUGCAAUUUGCAGCUGUAUGUACUGUCAAGAUGAAUUUCUGUUUAUGUCGGUACUGAAUACUGAUACAUAAAAAGUUGUAAGAAAAAAUUUUCAGAGAUUUACCAACAUUUACUCGUUGCUCCAUGUUAUUUUAUGAAAGAAUAUUACAAAAAACAGGAGAUUUGGAGAAGCAAAAUGUCCGUAUGUUUUCUUCCUUUUAG
Striga asiatica is the source of this 2259-nucleotide messenger RNA. Lineage: Eukaryota; Viridiplantae; Streptophyta; Magnoliopsida; Lamiales; Orobanchaceae. The record is from the annotation of a GenBank genome assembly.